Molecule: messenger RNA, 627 nt
Organism: Carya illinoinensis
Lineage: Eukaryota; Viridiplantae; Streptophyta; Magnoliopsida; Fagales; Juglandaceae
Product: light-harvesting complex-like protein 3 isotype 1, chloroplastic
Exons: 3
Coding region: 1-627 (208 amino acids)
Source: RefSeq, a predicted model, not a curated record
AUGGCUUCCAUUACCAUUAUUGGCCCAUGCCGUAUAACUUGCAGUUCACAUCAUGUCACCAAGAAAAAACAGCCUCAAUCUGCAUGGGCGCGCUCUUUAGGGCCAAAGCAUGUGACUUAUGUUGUUACUCCAGAUCUUGAGGGCCGAAAAGGUUUUAACAUGGCAGAACAGCAUUUGAAGUCUCCUUUGCACAUUGAUAAAUCAAAGAAUGCGAAAGAUGAAGUGGAGAGUGGAUUAAAACUAGAACAUUCUGCGUCGAGAUUUACAGACGAGCGAUGGAAGCAUGGGACAUGGGAUCUAAACAUGUUUGUUAAUGAUGAAGCAAGGAGAAGAAAGUUUCUUGAAUUGUAUCCAGAAGCAUUAACAAACGAAGAACCAGUCCUAUUUCGGACUUCCAUCAUUCCUUGGUGGGCAUGGCAGAGUAGAUCUCAUCUCCCAGAAGCCGAGCUCCUCAAUGGUCGAGCUGCAAUGGUAGGGUUCUUCAUGUCAUACUUAGUAGAUGCAUUGACAGGGCUCGAUGUAGUAGGCCAAAUUGGCAAUUUCAUAUGCAAGGCCAGACUCUUGGUGACGCUCAUCGGCAUGAUGGUCUUCAGGCGAACCCAAGACGUUGAGAAUCUGAAAGGCUAG